Molecule: messenger RNA, 3155 nt
Organism: Perca fluviatilis (European perch)
Lineage: Eukaryota; Metazoa; Chordata; Actinopteri; Perciformes; Percidae
Gene: slc26a11
Product: solute carrier family 26 member 11
Exons: 15
Coding region: 389-2101 (570 amino acids)
Biological process (GO): transmembrane transport
Cellular component (GO): membrane
Molecular function (GO): secondary active sulfate transmembrane transporter activity
Source: RefSeq, a predicted model, not a curated record
CCGUCUCGCGCUUCAUCAGCAAAAUGUCAUUUUAGGAAGUGGUUUUAGAAAAGUAACAACAACGCGUUGACACAACAUCCAUGGUUGACAGAGAAGGAGCUAAAAAUCACAGCUGAACCAGUGAAUCUAAAAGAUGAAGAGAGCGAUUUAAUCACAGAAUGCACUGAAGAUAUGGCAUCCGCUUUCUUUUAAUAUGCUGCAUGUUUGUCCAGAAAAACACACAGACAAACUGCAUGCACACAGAGCACAUCUUUGUUGCGUUUCCCUGAAUGCUGUACAUUCAGGGAAACCAAGCAGCACAUCCCAAAAGCUGACAAAUGACAUUUAAGGCAGAGGAGGAAACUUAAACCCUUUUGUGUUCUCCUUCCUGACCUGUAAUCCUUGUGCGAUGGACAGGCCUCUGCUGGGUCGAUUGUCGGCUCGGGGCUGCUGCUCCUACAACACCCUCAAGGCGUGGCUGCCGAUCCUCUCCUGGCUGCCCAGGUACAAGCUGAAGUGGCUUCAGAUGGACCUGCUCGCCGGCCUCACCGUCGGGCUGACGACUGUACCGCAGGCGCUGGCUUAUGCUGAAGUAGCCGGCCUUCCUGUUCAGUACGGACUCUACUCUGCCUUCAUGGGGGGGUUCAUCUACACCCUCCUGGGGACCUCUAAGGACGUGACACUGGGUCCCACGGCCAUCAUGUCCCUCCUGUGCUUCUCCGUGGUGGGGGGGCAGCCGCACCAAGCCGUGCUGCUCAGCCUCCUCUGUGGAGUCAUCCAGGCUCUAAUGGCAUUACUGAGAUUAGGUUUCCUGCUAGACUUCAUCUCUUUCCCUGUAAUAAAAGGCUUCACUUGUGCUGCCGCGAUAACCAUUGGCUUUGGCCAGGUCAAGAAUAUUCUGGGACUCCAGGGCAUUCCCCACGAGUUCGUCCUGGAAGUCUACUACACCUUCUACAAGAUCCCAGAAGCCAGGAUAGGUGACGUGGUACUGGGUCUGCUUUGUCUCGCUCUGCUGGUCACGUUGUUUUUUAUGAAGACGAGUCUGGGCUCUGACGACGCUCCCACCUGCUCCAGAGUCGCCAGGAAACUAGUGUGGACGGUUGCUACCAUGCGUAACGCCCUGGUGGUCGUGGCUGCGUCCUUGGUAGCAUUUUCUUGGAAUGCUUACGGUCAUCCUGUGUUUACAGUCACUGGGGAAACUACCCAGGGGCUCCCACCGUUCAGGCCCCCACCCACCUCAGACACCACAGCCAACGGCACCGUCGUCUCCUUUGGAGAGAUUGUAGAGGGCUUUGGCGGAGGGCUUGCUGUGAUUCCCUUCAUGGGUCUGUUGGAGAGCAUUGCUAUCGCCAAAGCUUUCGGCAGUCAGAACGACUACAGAAUUGAUGCCAACCAGGAGCUGCUGGCAAUUGGUGUGACCAAUAUCAUGGGCUCCUUUGUGUCAGCCUACCCUGUCACUGGCAGCUUUGGAAGGACGGCAGUGAACUCUCAGACUGGUGUUUGCACUCCAGCUGGAGGAAUCAUCACCAGUGUGAUAGUGUUGCUUUCCCUGGCGUUCCUCAUGCCGGCCUUCUACUACAUCCCCAAAGCUUCCUUAGCUGCCGUUAUCAUCUGUGCGGUAGCGCCCAUGGUGGAUUACCGCAUCGUGGCUAAGAUGUGGAGGAUACGCAAGCUGGACCUGCUGCCUUUUGUUGUGACGUUCCUGAUGAGUUUCUGGCAGGUGCAGUACGGCAUCGUAGGGGGUGUAGCUGUAUCUGGAGCCCUGCUGCUGUAUAACCUGGCAAGACCCCAGAUAAAGGUGUCUGAUCACGGUGUGCUGGUGAUGGAGUUGGGCAGUGGACUCAGCUUCCCUGCCACAGAGUAUCUCAGCCACAUCAUACACACUCAGGCUCUGCAGGCGGCUCCUCCACGCUCAGUGGUCCUGGAUUGCCAUCAUGUCAGCAUCGUUGAUUACUCAGUGAUCAGCGAGCUCGGGGAUCUGCUGAAGCAGUUCAAAUUACGAGAAGUGCAACUGGUCUUUUCCAGAUUGCAGCCCUCUGUUCUGGAGGUUCUCCUCGCAGCUGAUCUGCAGGGCUUCAGGUAUACAGACAGUGUGGAGGCGGCGCUGCAGACGGAGUCAUAGAGCCUCCUCAAUGUGUGACACAAAAACCAUCCAAUCACAGAUGGGAGAGGAGAUUUUUGAUGCUGGACAGAAGAAAUGUAGCAACACUGAUCAGUGACAUUUCUGAUCUGAGGUUAUUGGGCUGUUGUGAAGUUGAAAACAACUGAUUCACCUGCUGUAAGGUACGGCUAAACUAGACUUUGAAAAUCACUGUGGGACCUCCGAGAUUACAGCACUACAUUACCAUCGCACAACAACACUGAACAAGAUGUCUAAUACUGUGUUUUACAGCAUUGUAUAUGCUUUUGAGGGGUAUUGUGCUUUUUGUGUGAAUGAGGAAAUAAUGAGAAAUGUGUGUGUGUGUGUGUGUGUGUGUGUGUGUGUGUGUGUGUGUGUGUGUGUGUGUGUGUGUGUGUGUGUGUGUGUGUGUGUGUGUGUGUGUGUGUGUGUGUGUGUGUGUGUGUGUGUGUGUGUGUGUGUGUGUGUGUGUGUGUGUGUGUUAUGCCACCUAUAUAUUUACUAACAGAGAACUCCCUCUGUUAUGUUUAGGUGAAGGUGAUAGGUGGGCUUCCAGGGACCAAAUCUGAAUUUACACAAUAAGAAUAGGGACCACAGGUGUCUGUUAGUUAAUAAUGAGCAAAGCAGAGCUAACGCAUAUGCCACCAUUAAAACAAGUUGUUUUUAUUAUCUAAGUAAAAGGAAGUGUAAGGUGAUUGGGUUUUCUUAUUUUACAGUUUAUUUUCGAUUGCUUAAACACUAUUUUGAAAAAAGGGACUGUUUUCUCAGAACACUACACACAAUUAGCACAACCACACACCCAAUUAGCAGAACACCUCAGACCCUUUGCAAAAUGAAACACUUACCGUAUAUAAACUAUACACUAAUUUAUAAAAAAAAAUGUUGUUACCAUAUGAAACACACACGUUUCAUAUGACUUAGUUCAGUUUGAACUAGUUACACACUGCUGUUGCUAACCUAAAACACUUUUAGCGAUUCUACUUCUCAGUGAUUAGAGUACUGUAAAUGAAGUACACAGAGAACGUGCAAUUACACAAUAAGUUCACCAAACACUACA